Molecule: messenger RNA, 2886 nt
Organism: Macaca mulatta (Rhesus monkey)
Lineage: Eukaryota; Metazoa; Chordata; Mammalia; Primates; Cercopithecidae
Source: RefSeq, a predicted model, not a curated record
CCCGCCGUCUCUGGCGGUCGGUGGGUGCGGUUGCCCCUAGUUUGAGGCCUGCUCGAUUACUGGCAAGACUUGGGCAAGCCCCGGGGGCCGCUCCGACCACAAGAGGGAAAGGUAAAGCGAACUGUGUUCCUCGGGGCUCGCCAGGCUGCCCUGCAAGGGGGAAGGAAUUGACCAACACUGUUUGGAUGAAUUUGACCAUUUCUUAGGAGACUCGAAUGUUAAGUUUCUAUAAAUGAAUGAACCAGUUCUCUGUUGUUUGGAGCAAUGCUGAAAUUCCAAGAGGCAGCUAAGUGUGUGAGUGGAUCAACAGCCAUUUCCACUUAUCCAAAGACCUUGAUUGCAAGAAGAUAUGUGCUUCAACAGAAACUUGGCAGUGGAAGUUUUGGAACUGUCUAUCUGGUUUCAGACAAGAAAGCCAAACGAGGAGAGGAAUUAAAGGUACUUAAGGAAAUAUCUGUUGGAGAACUAAAUCCAAAUGAAACUGUGCAGGCCAAUUUGGAAGCCCAGCUCCUCUCCAAGCUGGACCACCCAGCCAUUGUCAAGUUCCAUGCAAGUUUUGUGGAGCAAGAUAAUUUCUGCAUUAUCACGGAGUACUGUGAGGGCCGAGAUCUGGACUAUAAAAUUCAGGAAUAUAAAGAAGCUGGAAAAAUCUUUCCAGAUAACCAAAUAAUAGAAUGGUUUAUCCAACUGCUGCUGGGAGUUGACUACAUGCAUGAGAGGAGGAUACUUCAUCGAGACUUAAAGUCAAAGAAUAUAUUUCUGAAAAAUAAUCUACUUAAAAUUGGAGAUUUUGGAGUUUCUCGACUCCUAAUGGGAUCCUGUGACCUGGCUACAACGUUAACUGGAACUCCCCAUUAUAUGAGUCCUGAGGCUUUGAAACACCAAGGCUAUGACACAAAGUCGGACAUCUGGUCACUGGCAUGCAUUUUAUAUGAGAUGUGCUGCAUGAAUCAUGCAUUCGCUGGCUCCAAUUUCUUAUCCAUUGUUUUAAAAAUUGUUGAAGGUGACACACCUUCUCUCCCUGAGAGAUAUCCAAAAGAACUAAAUGCCAUCAUGGAAAGCAUGUUGAACAAGAAUCCUUCAUUAAGACCAUCUGCUAUCGAAAUUUUAAAGAUCCCUUACAUUGAUGAGCAGCUACAGCACCUAAUGUGUAGACAUGCAGAAAUGACUCUGGAAGACAAGAAUUUGGAUUGUCAGAAGGAGGCUGCUCGUUUAAUUAAUGCCAUGCAAAAAAGGAUCCACCUGCAGACUCUGAGGGCACUGUCAGAAGUACAGAAAAUGACUCCAAGAGAAAGGAUGAGGCUGAGAAAGCUCCAGGCAGCUGAUGAGAAAGCCAGGAAGCUGAAAAAGAUUGUGGAAGAAAAAUAUGAAGAAAAUAGCAAACGAAUGCAAGAAUUGAGAUCUCGGAACUUUCAGCAGCUGAGUGUUGAUGUACUCCAUGAAAAAACACAUUUAAUAGGAAUGGAAGAAAAGGAGGAGCAACCUGAGGGAAGACCUUCUUGUUCACCCCAGGACGAGGAUGAAGAGAGGUGGCAAGACAGGGAAGAGGAAUUUGAUGAACCGACUUUAGAGAACCUGUCUGAACCUCAGCCUAUUCCUUCCAUGGACCUCCGCAAACUUGAAUCAAUUGUAGAGGAUGCCACAUCUGACCUUGGAUAUCAUGAGAUCCCAGAAGACCCACUUGUGGCUGAAGAAUACUAUGCUGAUGCAUUUGAUUCCUAUUGUGAAGAGAGUGAUGAGGAGGAAGAAGAAAUAGUGUUAGCAGGACCAGAGAAAGAAAUCAAGAAUGAGGGAUCCCAGCCUACUUACAGAACAAACCAACAGGACAGCGAUAUUGAAGCGUUGGCCAGGUGUUUGGAAAAUGUCCUGGGUUGCACUUCUCUAGACACAAAGACCAUUCCCAGCAUGGCUGCAGACGUGUCCCCAGGACCAACAAUUUUCAACAGUGUGAUGGCCAGGACCAAGAUGAAACGCAUGAGGGAAUCAGCCAUGCAGAAGCUGGGGACAGAAGUAUUUGAAGAGGUCUAUAAUUACCUCAAGAGAGCAAGGCAUCAGAAUGCUAGCGAAGCAGAGAUCCGGGAGCGUUUGGAAAAAGUGGUGCCUCGAGCCAGCGACUGUUUUGAAGUGGACCAGCUCCUGUACUUUGAAGAGCAGUUGCUGAUCACGAUGGGAAAAUAACCUACUCUCCAGAACCAUCUCUAGGCAACAGUCAAAAAGAAGCAGGAGUUCAAGUGGACAAAUGUAUGUGAAAAUUCAUUUAACAUAGAAGCUGAACUCUAUUAUGGGGAAUGGAUACAAAAGCAGAGCUCUCAUAUUGACUUUCAAUUCCUCGUCAGAAGUACUGGCUUCUUUAGAGAGCGGUGAGCAUGGCUGCCUGUGCUUGGAGUCAUAAGUGUUAUUUGGACUAUACCCUGAGAUAAGCUUGUAGAUCAAGUUUGGCUCUCUUGUAAAGCAUUUCUCUCAUGUGCGCCCUCAGGGCUUCCAGCAGAAUUGAGUCACCCUGACAAUGACCUGGGAGAAGCCAUGUGCUCUUCAUCAUUUUCAGCUGGAGGACAGAGCUCAGUGCCUGACUGCCUAGGGUCUCGUGGACUGUGGGCAGCCAGCCAGUGAAAGUCACUGGACCCUAGCCUACAACAUGCUGAGCUGCAGCCCAGAAGCCAGACAUACCUGUCUUAGCUGACGUGUUUUUGGUCCACUUUUGCCCUUCCAUGACUAACAAGGAAGAAAUGUAUGUAUUUCAUACACACACAAGGACCUGGAUUAAAAAUCCAAAGAGUGAUUCUCUUCUAUGAUUUAUUUCAAACUCAUCCAUAGAUAAUUCAAGAUUUGUAUUCAAAAUAAACAUAGUUUUCACAGUUACAAAAUAAAUCACCUAUUUUAUCUUUU